Messenger RNA from Heterostelium album PN500, 3396 nucleotides. It is a transcript of the gene bzpJ, whose product is annotated as putative basic-leucine zipper transcription factor. Gene Ontology annotation, cellular component: ribonucleoprotein complex; cytosol. Gene Ontology annotation, biological process: translational elongation; regulation of DNA-templated transcription. NCBI's taxonomy places the organism in Eukaryota, Evosea, Eumycetozoa, Acytosteliales, Acytosteliaceae. The coding region runs from base 1 to 3396 and encodes 1131 amino acids. The transcript is spliced from 9 exons. Gene Ontology annotation, molecular function: GTPase activity; GTP binding; DNA-binding transcription factor activity. The record is from RefSeq and is a predicted model, not a curated record.
AUGGCAGAUAUUGAUAAUUCAAUUACAAAUUCAUCAAAUGAACUUUGGUUCAACUUUAUGCAACCAUUGGGAGGUGGUAUGCAAACUUUACAAUCACGUACAUCACCGGUCGCAUUGAACAAGUCUGUUGAAUUGUUGAAUUUCGAAUUCGGUAAUGGAUACAAUCAAAUGCAAUCGUGUGGCUCAACUAAAUCGAGCACCGGUUUCAUGACACACAAUCCAAUGUUGAUGUCAAACGGUAUGCAUCAGGACGGUGAAACCAGUCCAUCAUGUUACCUCAACCUCAACAGUAACGACACACAAUCAUCACAGGAGAUCCCGGCCACCAAUUUCGUCAGUCUCCCACAGUUUAUCGACGAACAAACACUCUCGUCGUCGCCAGUGCCAUCAUACUACUCGUCAUCGUCCUCCACACAGUCGUCGCCAAUCCAAGACUUCCCAACAUCGCCACAACAACAAAUUCCAACCUUUUCACCAGAGUAUAACAUGGUCUUUAGUUUCGUACAACAAAACACACCAAAGUCCGAUAUAAUUCCACUCGUCAACCCAUUUACAAGUCAAAUCAAUAAUAAUAACAACAACAACAAUCAAUCAAUUAAUAACAACCACCACAAUAAUCAAAUUAAUACACAACAACUUAUUGCACCAAUAAUAGAUAAUAAUAGUUCCGAUUUCAAUGAAAUGGUUGACAAACCAUUCUCCAAAGACAACUUUAUGAAUCAAUUAAAGUCGAUUGUCCCAAGUUUUACUGAGCAUUCAGAAGCCUAUAUAUCCGAUGACCCAACUUCAUCCUCUGAGAGCUCCCAAGAAUCAGAGUACGACCACCUACCAACCAAGAAGCGUGGUCGUGAUGAAGACAUCGAUACAUCUGGAUUUACAGUAUUGUCAAAGGACCAGGUACUUAAAUUGUCGAGUAAAGAGAUUGAAGAGUAUGUCUCCAAGUUGAAACAACACCACGUUCUCACUCCAUCCGACGAGAAGGAGCUGAAAAAACAGAGACGUCUCAUAAAGAAUCGUGAAUACGCUUCUCAGUCUCGUUCACGUCGUAAGGUCUACGUAGAAUCGAUCGAAUCGAAACUACAAAAAACCAACAACGAGUGUUCCAACAUCAAACAACAGCUCACUGAAAUCAAAGAGGAGAAUCGUGAACUCAAGAAACAACUCUUCUCUCUCACUCAAACACUUAAAGCCAACCCAUCGUUGGCAGAGGCAUUCGGUAAGAUCUUCUCCAUAGGCAGUGCUGAUUCUAAAAAAACAGCUGCCACUCUUUCUCUAUUUGUAUUUUUCACUUUAUUUACCUUUACUUUCCUUCUUUUCCCUUCUCAACCAACUUUUACUUUAUCACCAACUCAAGGUCAAGAAUAUUUCAGAAGACAUUUGCUCAAUCUCGAUACACCAGUAUCUAUGUACGAUACCACCAUUUUAUUAAAGAAUCAACUUAUGACAGAAACCAAGAGAUAUAUAUCAAUGAUGCUUGGUGGCAAUUCAGAUGAAAAACAAUUUGCAGACAAUUCCUUCGUCAAUUCACUCAAGAACAAAUCAGAUUUAAAUUCAACAACAAAGUCAGCAUCAAAAGAAAACAAUGCACCAGCCGAGCAAAAAUCAAACAAAAGACACAAACCAACUCAUGUAGAAACUCCACCAUCAUCACCUGCAAUCAUCUGUGCUGAUUUGAAAUUUUUUGCUGAUAUCUUUAGCCAAAAAUAUCAAAUCUUCUCGAAAUUCAAGAUGAUGGUCAAGUUCACAGUUGAUAAGAUCUCACAAUCAAUGAAUGAAAGAAACAACAUUCGUAAUUUCUCAGUUAUUGCUCAUGUCGAUCAUGGUAAGACUACUUUGUCUGAUUCUCUCGUUGCACGUGCCGGUAUCAUUCCAGAAGGUAAAGCCGGUGAUCUCCGUUACAUGAGUGCACGUGGUGAUGAAAUUGCUCGUGGUAUCACCAUCAAGUCGUCCAGUGUCUCUUUGCACUUUGAGUUGCCAGAGUCUGCCCCAUUGCCAGCUGGUUCAACUGACCGUCAAUUCCUCCUCAAUCUCAUUGAUUCUCCGGGUCACGUUGACUUCUCUUCUGAAGUUACUGCCGCCUUGCGUGUCACUGAUGGUGCUCUUGUCGUUGUCGACGCCAUCGAGGGUGUUUGUGUCCAAACCGAGACAGUCUUGCGUCAAGCAUUGUCCGAGCGUAUUGUACCAGUUCUCUUUGUUAACAAAAUGGAUAGAUUGUUCCUGGAACUCCAGGUCGCACCUGAGGAUGCCUAUCUUGCUCUGCGUAACGCCAUUGAAGCUACCAAUGCCGUCGUCCAAAUGGGUGAGAAUCAAAAGAUGCUCGACCCAAAGGUUGGAAACGUUGGUUUUGGUAGUGGAUAUCAAGGAUGGGGAUUUACUCUUGAAAACUGGAUGGACGUACUCUCGGAACGUGGAUUCUGUCGUCUCAUCUACGAACCACUGCGUGCUCUCAUCCUCGCCGCCAAGGAUGAAUCCAACAUCGAUAGUCUCAUCGGAAAGUUGGACAACUUGGACAUCAAGCUGUCCAAAGCUGAGCUGGAGUUACGUGGUAAGGAUCUUCUGAGAACUGUUAUGAAGAAGUUCUUGCCUGCAGAUGAAUGUAUUCUCUCGAUGGUGGUGCAUCAUCUGCCUUCACCGAUAGUGGCGCAGCGGUACCGUACAGAGUCACUCUACACCGGUCCAAUGGACGACGAGUGUGCUAAAGCAAUGAAGGCUUGCGAUCCAAACGGUCCAGUAAUGAUGUUCGUAAGCAAGAUGAUUCCAUUCGGCGAACGUUUCGUUGCGUUCGGUCGUGUCUUCUCUGGAACCAUCACCAGUGGUCAAACCGUUCGAAUUCUCCAGCCUUCGUACGAUCCCGAGACCAGUCCAAACGACUUCAACACCAAGAAGAUCACCAGUAUCGUUUUGAUGAUGGGCCGUAAGAGUGAAACCAUCGAAAGCUGUCCAUGUGAAGCAAGAGGUAUUGUCUCCAUGAAAUUCUCUGUGUCUCCAGUGGUCAAGGUGGCAGUCAAACCAAAGGAUCCAACUCAUCUUCCAAAGCUGGUAGAAGGUAUCCGUAAGGUAAUCAAAACCGAUCCAGCCAUUCAACACUACACCGCCAGCACUGGUGAGAUCUACAAGAGUAUUCCAACUGUGAAAUCGAAGGCAUCCAAUCCAGUGGUAAGCUAUCGUGAGACUGUCCAAGGAACAUCGCCCGUCUGCAUGGCCAAUUCGGCCAACAAGCACAAUCGUAUCUAUGUCAGUGCCUCGCCACUCGGUGCCGAGUCUGCCAAUCAGAUCGAAUCGAAAGAACUCGAUCCAAACAGCAAUGACAUUGCCGGAAGAACACAAUUCUUCGUUAGAAACCACAGCUGGGAAGCGAAUGAAGCCAAGCAAAUCUGGUCGUUCGGUCCGAUUUGA